Messenger RNA from Lathyrus oleraceus (garden pea), 975 nucleotides. Its product is annotated as ethylene-responsive transcription factor 1. The record is from RefSeq and is a predicted model, not a curated record. Gene Ontology annotation, biological process: ethylene-activated signaling pathway; regulation of DNA-templated transcription. Bases 72 to 698 code for a protein of 208 amino acids. Gene Ontology annotation, molecular function: DNA-binding transcription factor activity; DNA binding. Lineage: Eukaryota; Viridiplantae; Streptophyta; Magnoliopsida; Fabales; Fabaceae. The transcript has a single exon.
CUCAAGUCUCAGUUACUCUCUAAACGGUAAUCUUUAUUUAGAUCCAAAACUUCACUGCACUCAUCCAAAACAUGGCUUCUACUACCAAAGAUUCAGAUUUUGCAUAUUUGGAACAUGUUCAACAAUACCUUCUUUUUGAUGAUUCCAGCUUUCUAACAUCUUAUCAACCUUUUUCAAGCCCUAAAAGUGACAGUGAUUCAGACAAAUCUGCAGGAGCUGGUGAGGUAACCGCACCUCCAGCGUCUUGGAAGCGAUACAAGGGCGUGAGGCGAAGGCCGUGGGGGAAGUUUGCAGCCGAGAUCAGAGAUCCUAAAAAGAAUGGCGCUAGGGUUUGGUUAGGAACUUAUUUGACCGAGGAGGAAGCAGCUUUGGCUUACGACAAAGCUGCUUUCAAGAUGCGUGGCCAAAAGGCCAAAGUUAAUUUUCCCCACCUCAUUGGCAACGACGUGUUUACGUCGGAGCCAGAGAGGGUGGUGAUUUUGAAACAGGAUUCGCCAGAACCUUCUUCGUCAGAGGGAAGUUGUGAGUCAUCUUCACCUGGGUCGAAGAGGAGAAGGGGUAUGGCUGAUCUACUUAACAAAAUAGCAAAGAAUAGAAGUCAAGUUAUGGUGGUUGAGAAUGACAAGUCCUUAGAAGCAAAUGAUUUUGAGCAAUGGGUGAAUGAGUUGAAUGAUUGCACUAUAAUCUGGAGCUCCUAGAGUAGUUCUGUUAAGUUUAUGUUUUCUUUUUAUUUGUGCAGUUUCCUAAUAUUUUUGCAUUACCUGUUGAUAUUAAACAGGUGAUGUUUAAGCAAAACUAUAACAAUUAAUGUUGUUAUUUUUCCGAAAGAACUUUUCUUUUGGAUUUGAGGUUAUGAUGAAAAAAAAAGAGCAUAUUAGAGAUGCACAAAUUCAGUUCAAUUUAUUUUUCUAACGAAAUAUUGAUAUGCGUGUAAACUGAUACUCCUUCUGUCAUGAAUAAUAUCACUUUGAGUCA